Molecule: messenger RNA, 1552 nt
Organism: Apis florea (little honeybee)
Lineage: Eukaryota; Metazoa; Arthropoda; Insecta; Hymenoptera; Apidae
Product: RNA-binding protein NOB1
Biological process (GO): ribosomal small subunit biogenesis; maturation of SSU-rRNA
Cellular component (GO): preribosome, small subunit precursor
Molecular function (GO): RNA endonuclease activity
Source: RefSeq, a predicted model, not a curated record
ACGAUAUUCAUAAAAACAUUUCAUUAAUAAUUAUUAAACUUUUAAAACACAUGAAUAUAUACUUAUAUAUAUUGUUAAAAAUUAUUAAAUAUGAAUGAAUCUCAAAAAAUACAAUAUUUGAUUGUUGAUACAAGUGCCUUCAUUCGAAAUGCAUCUUUACAGGAUAUUGGUGUUAACAUAAUAACAGAACAAGAUGUAGUGAAUGAGGUUACAAAUAAAAGGCAAUUAAGAAGAUUAGUUGUCUUACCAUAUGAUUUAAAAAUAAAAAAUGCAUAUUCUGAAAAUAUUAAAUUUGUUACAGAAUUCGCUAAAAAAACUGGUGAUUAUACUAGUUUAUCAGCAACUGAUAUAAAAAUAAUUGCAUUAACAUAUCAGUUAGAAAAAGAAAAAGUGGGAAUUAAUCAUUUAAGAACAGAGCCAACAAUUGCACAAACUAUAAACUCUAAUAUUGAAAAAGCUGUGGAUUUUCGUACAUCUUUAGCUGGUUUUUAUAUUCCAGAAAAAAAAUUAAAAAUAAAAAAAUCUUUUGACGAAGAAAAUAAUAAAGAAAAAAUGGAAACCAAUAAUAUAAAGAAUAUUAAUCAUGAAGAAAAAAAAGAAGAUGAAAUUGAAUCAAAUUAUAUCGAAUCUUCUACUGGUGUUGAUUAUAAAACAGCAUAUUCUGUUAUAGAUCAAAACAGAAUAGAAAAUUUAUCUAUCAAAUUUUCAAAAUUAACUUGUGAAUUAACAAGAUUUGUUGUUCAAGAUAAAAAUAAUAUUAAACAUAAUAUUGAUGAUGAUGAUGAUGAUGAUGAUGAUGAUGAUGACGAUAAUGGUUGGAUUACUCCUGGAAAUAUUUAUAAUAUAAAGAAAGAACUUGAUUCAGAUUUUCUUGAAGAAAAACCUGUAAUUGUUGCUUGUUUAACAAUGGAUUUUGCUAUGCAAAAUGUUUUAAAACAAAUAGGAUUAAAUGUAGUUGCAUUAGAUGGAAAAAUAAUUAAACAAAUGCGAACAUACAUUCUUAGAUGUUAUGCAUGUUAUAAAACUACUAGUAUUAUGACGAAAAUUUUUUGUCCUAGUUGCGGUAAUAAAACAUUAAAAAGAGUCGCAAUUACAUUGAAUGAAGAAGGAAAACAAAAAAUUCAUAUUAAUUUCAAAAAACCAAUUUCAAAAAAAGGAAAAAGAUUUUCUUUACCUAUGCCAAAAGGUGGCAAACAUGCAAACAAUCCCAUUCUUUGUGAAGAUCAACCAAUUCCAGAUCAAAAACCAACACGAUUAGCACGCAUAAAAAAUAAUCCUUUACAAGAUGAAAACAUAGCUGAAUAUUCUCCAUUUGUUAUGCGUGAUGUAUAUUCAAAAUCAGCUAUGUUGGGCAUAAGGGUAAAAAAUCCUGUUAAAUAUUGGAUGCAAAAAAAUCCAAAUGAAGUUAGAAGAAAAAGAAAAUAAAUAAUUUUAUCUUUGAAUUUAUAUUUGAAUAAUAAAAAAAUAUAAAUAUUAUAUGUAUAAUAUAUAAUCAUAUAUAAUAAAUCAUUUUUUUUUUUGAAUAUAUAAAUUAAGUAUAUAAAUAUUGAAU